AUGUUUUUCGGGAAGCGGCCGGAGCAGGCGGAGGCUGCGGGCUCCCUCCCGCUGACUCAGAGCCGGUCACAGCCCAACUGCCUGAGCCAGGGGAGGGGACACCCCGGGGUCCGGGUGCCCACCCCUGUCUCCAGGGAGCCCCAAUCCUCUCCCGGCCCCGUCCCUGUGCCAGGGCCCUACUGCAGGAACGCCGGCCCCGCCGCCCCGCUCCUGGUGACAAACUCCAGCGCCGUGACCGUCCUGUUCAACAGCACCAGCCACCGCUCGGGACGAGGCCUCCUCCUGUCCUAUGCCACCUCGCAGCACCCAGACCUGGUCUCCUGCCUGGUUCGGGGCACCCACUACACCCAGGAGCACGUCAGCGUGUACUGUCCCGCGGGCUGCAAGGACAUCGACGGGGACAUCUGGGGCAACCCCAGCCAGGGCUACCGGGAUACCUCGGUGCUGUGCAAGGCGGCCGUGCACGCUGGGGUGAUCGCGGAUGAUCUGGGGGGGCAGGUCACCCUGUCCCGCCAGAAGGGGAUCACGCUCUAUGAGUCGGCCUUCGCCAACGGGCUCCACUCCAAAAGGGGAUCCCUCUCUGAGAAGCGGCUCAUAUUCCACAAAGCCUGCGGCGAUGCGCUGGAGGUGGCCGCCUUCAACGCCUCAUCCUGGUGGCACGAGGUGGAUGCACUGGGCCAGGACCGAGCCUGGGUGGCCCAACGGGCAGCACUCGGCACCGCCGGCCACUCCUGGGCACCCGAACCCGGCUCCGAGGCUGCCUGGCUCGAGCUGGACCUGGGCACCCGCCGGAACGUCACAGGCAUCAUCACCAAGGGCUCCUCUGAGCAGUACGACUACUAUGUGACCUCCUACCGGGUCUCCUCCAGCCGCGACGGGAAGAACUGGAGACCCUACAGAGGCAGCGGUGGCCAGGAGGACAAGGUCUUUGAAGGCAACGCCGACAGCCACGGGGAGGUCUCCAACGCCUUCAUCCCCCCGAUCGUCGCCCGCUACGUCCGCGUCACGCCCCAGCGCUGGCACCAGCGCGUGGCCUUGAAG
Athene cunicularia (burrowing owl) is the source of this 1041-nucleotide messenger RNA. RefSeq names its product discoidin, CUB and LCCL domain-containing protein 1-like. The record is from RefSeq and is a predicted model, not a curated record. The transcript is spliced from 9 exons. Lineage: Eukaryota; Metazoa; Chordata; Aves; Strigiformes; Strigidae. The annotation marks the transcript as partial.